GUUUGCUCAUCCUCAGCAUCAAAAGUUUAGAGCUACUGCAGUAGGACCAUGUCUAUGUCUCGCCAAACUGUCUAUUCUGUUGGAGGUACCAACAAAAGAUUCAGUGCAUCUUCUGCUGUACCAAUUGGGGGAAACCGAAGCAGCUUCAGCACUCUCUCUGUCUCUCGUGCUGGUGGUGGAGGUGGCCGUUCUAGCUAUGGUGGUUUUGGGAGCAGAAGCCUUCAAAAUGCUGGUGGAUCUAGGAGAAUUGCUGUUAGUUAUGGGGCACCAUCACAUUUUGGUUUCAAGAGUUCUGGCAUGGAAUCUCACAUUGGCGCCAAUUAUGGUUCAGAUAUGUCUGGAAUUGGCAUGAGUCAGGGUCACUUUGGCGGUCCUGGAUUCCCAGUGUGCCCACCUGGCGGCAUUCAACAAGUAACUGUUAACCAGUCCCUGUUGGCACCUCUCAAUCUGGAAAUUGACCCAGCUAUACAAAGAGUUAGAACAGAAGAGAGAGAACAAAUUAAGACCCUCAACAACAAGUUUGCCUCUUUUAUUGACAAGGUUCGUUUUUUAGAGCAACAGAACCAAGUUUUGGAGACAAAAUGGAGGCUCUUGCAAGAACAGGGGGUAAAGAGUGUGAAAUGUAACAUUGACCCUCUGUUUGAAGCUUACAUUAGUUCCCUGAGAAGGCAACUGGAUAGCCUAUCUAGUGAAAAAGCCCGUUUGGAAUCAGACCUGAGACAGAUGCAGGAUGCUGUAGAAGAUUUCAAGAAGAAGUAUGAAGAUGAAAUCAACAAGCGCACCUCUGCAGAGAAUGAAUUUGUGGUUCUCAAAAAGGACGUGGAUGCUGCUUAUAUGAACAAAGUGGAGCUGGAGGCCAAAUUGAACAGUCUGACAGAUGAGAUCAACUUUUUACGAACUCUCUAUGAAAUGGAGCUCGCCCAGAUGCAGACUCAGAUCUCUGAUACUUCAGUGGUCCUGUCCAUGGACAACAACAGGAGCCUGGAUCUGAAUGGUAUCAUUGCUGAGGUGAAGGCUCAAUAUGAGGAUAUCGCAAACAGAAGCCGGCAGGAAGCAGAGUCUUGGUACCAAACCAAAUAUGAGGAACUGCAACAGUCUGCAGGGAGACACGGUGAUGAUCUCAGAAAUACCAAGACGGAAAUCUCUGAGCUAAAUCGCAUGAUUAACAGACUACGAUCUGAAAUUGAAAACGUGAAAAAACAUUGUGCCAAACUACAAGCUGCCAUUACUGAGGCCGAGGAACGCGGGGAACUUGCCCUGAAGGAUGCCAAGAAAAAACUGUCUGACUUGGAGGAGGCGCUUCAGAAAUGCAAGCAGGACAUGGCUCGCCAACUGCGGGAAUACCAGGACCUCAUGAAUGUCAAACUGUCUCUAGAUGUUGAAAUUGCCACCUAUAGAAAACUGUUGGAAGGAGAGGAGGGCAGGUUGGCAGGAGAAGGUGUUGGACCUGUAAAUAUAUCUGUUGUGAGCUCUGGCUACGGGGGCAGCAGUGGAAGUGGUCUUGGCUAUGGAAUGGGAGGAGGAAGUGGCUAUGGAAUGGGAGGAGGAAGUGGCUAUGGAAUGGGAGGAGGAAGCGGCUUUGGAUCAGGAAGCGGGUAUGCUGUUGGCGGAGGACAAAGCUUUGGCGGAGGACAAAGCUUUGGUGGAGGACAAAGCUUUGGCGGAGGACAAAGCUUUGGAGGAGGAUCCAUUUCUGGAAAUAUGGGAGGAGGCGGCUUUUCUGUAAGCAGCGGGAAAAUGGCAGCCUUUGGCCCAGGCAGCGGGAGCAGUUCAAGUGUGAAAAUUAUAUCAAAAACCUCCACAAGCUCUAGAAAGCUUUAAUUUCACUCCCCAAACCAAGCCACACCACACAAAUAAUGCCAGCUUCAUAUUCAAAGCGUGCCUGUAACAGCACAUGUGCCUAGAGAUAAAGCAUAUCAGCUGUGUUACAGGCAGUUACACAAGCAUUUGCAUUUUGGUAUUCCACUGCAUCCCAAAGAUUUCCCUGUUUUGAAGAGGUUGUUGUAGGUGACACUUUAAGGCAGUCCCCAGAAACAAAAAAAGGUACUGGAGAACUCAAGAGAAAACAUUGACAUUGCUUAGACAGCAGAUAUAUUAUAUAUUGUUUAGUUAAUAUUCUGGAAAUGCACUCAUUUGCUACAGUUGAUACCUCUACCAAUAAACCCUUUCAUUCUGACGUUGUCUUAAUAAACUGCAAUAAUUCUUAAGCA
This is a messenger RNA of Xenopus laevis (African clawed frog), 2210 nucleotides long. It is a transcript of the gene krt61.L, whose product is annotated as keratin 61 L homeolog. Gene Ontology annotation, biological process: keratinization; intermediate filament organization. Gene Ontology annotation, molecular function: structural constituent of skin epidermis; structural molecule activity. Gene Ontology annotation, cellular component: intermediate filament; keratin filament. The record is from RefSeq and is marked provisional. Lineage: Eukaryota; Metazoa; Chordata; Amphibia; Anura; Pipidae.